AACCUCUCUUCUUCCCCCUCUCACCUUGCACCGCACCACACAACACAACACCACUCUUGUUUCCUGUAAAGCCUCCUGCUUUUUUUAACUGCGGAUUCCGGGAGUGAUUUUUCUUCACAGGUUGCCUGCGGAGGAAGAUGUUUGUUACAUGCACUCAGCUGGUGUUUCUCUCUAGCUUAUUUUGACUGUCUUGUGUCAAUGGCGGCUGAUCAACGGAGAAAACUGCUUAAUGGUGCCACCAUUGCUGCCUGCACUUCUUCUGAUCAACAUAAAAUUAAAAAGAAGAAAUUGAAAUCUUCGCAAAAUGACUUAAUUGCCAAGUCUCAUAUUUCUCUUGAGUGGGAUGGAAACCAUAAAAAGGUUGUGGCUAAAAAGGAACAAGUCGGCAUAAGUUGCAGGCAUUUGAGGCCUUUCAUUGAUUCUGCACCACAUUACCACAGUGUUUUGGCAGAUGUUUUCACCCUUCCUCGUGAAAUUUUUGAGUUGGAGGAUUUAACACAAGUUAUUUCUUAUGAGGCGUGGAAGACUCAACUGUCUGAAAAGGAGAGAAAUCAUCUCACGCAGUUUCUUCCUAAAGGGACAGAUAGAGAACAGAUUCUGCAGACAUUGCUUGCUGGUGAAAAUUUCCACUUUGGAAAUCCUUUUCUUCAAUGGAGCGCAUCACUUUGUUCAGGUCAUCUUCACCCUGAUGCAGUUAUUAGUCAUGAACAGUGUUUAAAGGCUGAUAAGAAAGCAUACUACUCAGAAUUACACAAGUAUCAUGAUGAAAUUAUAGGACAUUUACAGAAGUUGAAGGAGAACUGGAAAAGUCGUGAGGAUCCAGAAACAGAAAUUUCUCAGAACAUAUGGAGGUCAAGAAAGGAUCCAGAAAAGAGGACUUUAUCAGGUGUUAAUGAAUCAAGACUUGCUGAUACUGAGCAGGAUGCUUCAGCUACUUCUGAAUCUUGUUCUUGGAAUGCUGAGGAAAAAGCAUGUACCAGUGAUAAUCAAAACUCUUCUGUGGUGAAGGGUGUUGAAUCUCAGAAAAGAAAAUACAAGGAAGGCAUCAUCAAGGACAAACAUAGGGCUUCCUUGAUUACUUCUGAUGAUGUGCUAAAUAAGGAAGCAAAGCCCAGAAGGGGAGAGAAGCUACAGAAGCCCAAUAUUCAGCAGAGUGAUGGUGUCAAAUAUAUGUCAUAUAUUAAGAUAAGCAAGAAGCAACAUGAACUUGUCAAGAGUAUGAAGCAGUCUGGUAAAAGCAUUCAGUCUAGAUCUCUUAAUCGUGUACUCGGCAACCUUAAUAGUUUCCAUGUACAACCAUAUGAAGUAUUCAUGGAAGAAGAGAAGAGCAAAUUGCAUGAGCAUUGGUUGAAAUUGGCAAUAGAGGAUCUUCCCAUGGCAUAUGCAAACUGGAGAGAUGUAUGCUUAGUGAAACGAGAAAUAAUCAAGUCAUUGAACCAAGAUCUGCAUGACAAGCUAAAUGCUGUGCUUGAGGAUGGGAUGAAGAGUGCCGAAAUUUCUCAGCAUCAGGAAGAAAAUGGUGUGAAUUCCAAGGUUCUGGAUGAAGAGAGAGAGAAUCUAAACUGUGAGUUUCAGGAUCAAAAUGAUAAUGAACAGACAGAAAGUGAAUCCUAUAUGCAAGAUAGUGGAGAGUCCCCUCCUCUUCCUGGCUCAUCCCAUGAUCAGUCCUGUCAGCAGCUAUCUGUUAAUAGCAGUUAUCUAUGCAGUCACAUGGAUUUGGACUCUGUAAAAAGUCACCAUAUCUCAAAGUUGGAUGCUUCUUCUUCAGAUGCAUCUGAGUACUCAGGAAAUUUGAAAGCCGCAGAUGUUCCUGUCAAUCAGGGAGUUCAUCUCUCUCCUACAGAAGAUGUCUGGCCGGGUCAUGGCGCGCUGCAUUCUUACCAUGAUUCAACUGCAGGCUGUGAAUACACAGCUGUCAGUGGGUUGUCGCUCACUCAUCAACAAACCAAUGAAAACCAAAGAAGCCAACUGAUUAAUUUGGAUUCAGGCUUGCCUGAAGAGGACGCCAGGAAGGUUUUGUUGCAUGGACAGUCAGACGGUGGUUCCUUCAGUUCUUUUCCAAAUCAACACCGAAAUGAGCUACUUCAAUCAUUAUUCAAGGACGAAAGGAUGUUAUCGUAUAACCAUGAGCAGAAACCGACAGGGCUAGAUUUUCAAUCCCCAAAAAAUUUGUUUACGGGAGACAGUCGUUUUCCAGGGCACUUUCAAGAGCAGCUGCAGCCUUCACUGGCACUGGAGCAGGGGCAGAAGAGGCAGAGUGAAAUUUAUAUGCAACAAAAUAUAUCACCAAAUAUCUACACUGAUGGUGGUAGAUUUGUUAUCCCAAGGCAGGAGCUCUUGCCCUCUAGCAAUAUGGCAGAUUGGACUGUCAAUCCUGUCCGCAUGCCAGCUCCUUACCAACAGCAGUUGAAUAGUGGAGAUUUGUUUAGUCAGAAUUGGUUUCCUAGCGAGCAUCAAGUACGCAAUGGGUGGAGUGGUUCAGAUGGUGUUAGUGUCUCGAAUCAGGGUAUUGGGAGUGCUGCAAGCAAUAGCAAUGCAGAUCAGAGCCUAUUCAGUGUUCUAUCUCAAUGUAGCCAGCUACGUUCAGGUAACCCUUAUGGGCCAAUGCGCACUCCAGAGCAGUUCAUUUCAGCAAUGCCAAGGAACUAUGGAAUGGUAGGCGGGGGUAAUUCUGCAAUGAGCAAUAAUUUACCGCAAGUGAACCAUCCGCUUGAUUAUUUAGGUGGGCGUGAUGCAGCAACCCCACUAAUGGCGGAUGACAUGGGAUGGAUGAACUUGACACAUCAAAAUCCUGGUUUGCAUGAUCCAAUGGGGAAACCGUAUUUGAGGUCAUGGAAUCAAUAAAAAGACAUUUUUUGAUCUUUUUGGAUGAGAAAGGGGAGGGAGUGGAAUUGGUUAGUUGUUAAUGUAGGAGGAAAAGGUAGAACAGGUGAGGUGAAGAUAAUGCAAUGCAGAAGCAGGGAGGUAGGGGGUUUGUACAUAUACCUAUAGAAGAAGAGGCAAGUGAAGACAGCACAGGCCUGUAUAUAUGUAGACAUUUAGAUGGGCAGGGAAGUAAUGAACAAUGAAGAUCCAGGCAGAGAUGUGUCCUCUUUUUUGGUAGACCAAGAUUACAGUUUUUAUUUAGCAAUUAUUUUGUUAUAUUGGGGAUUCCUUGUUUUUAUUUUAGUAAUUUUGGAGGCCAUGGUUGGCUAAUGAAUAAUAAUGUUGUUUUUGUUCAUUUUCUAUUCCAUGAUCCAUAGGUUUGGAUUACAGACUUACAGGUAACAAGGAUAGGA
Molecule: messenger RNA, 3278 nt
Organism: Rubroshorea leprosula
Lineage: Eukaryota; Viridiplantae; Streptophyta; Magnoliopsida; Malvales; Dipterocarpaceae
Source: the annotation of a GenBank genome assembly